This is a messenger RNA of Apis laboriosa (Himalayan honeybee), 1228 nucleotides long. Its product is annotated as probable methyltransferase-like protein 15 homolog. Gene Ontology annotation, molecular function: rRNA (cytosine-N4-)-methyltransferase activity. Gene Ontology annotation, biological process: rRNA base methylation. Bases 1 to 1164 code for a protein of 387 amino acids. Lineage: Eukaryota; Metazoa; Arthropoda; Insecta; Hymenoptera; Apidae. The record is from RefSeq and is a predicted model, not a curated record. The transcript has a single exon.
AUGUUAUUAAAAAAAAUGAAUGAUAUGAUUCAUAUACGUAGAUAUUAUGGCAUGAAAUAUUUAAGUAGAAAUAUAUAUUAUUUAUUUCGGAAACAAAAUGAUAUAAUAUACUUAAAAAAUAAUAGAAAAUAUAGUAAAAUAGUAAAUGAAAAUGAUAAUAAUAUUGAAAAUACAUCUCACAUACCAGUAAUGGUUAAUGAAGUAUUACAUUAUUUAGAACCAUCACCAGGAAAAAUUUUUGUGGAUAUGACAUUUGGUGCUGGUGGACAUUCUAUGAAAAUUCUGGAAUCCUCUCCUAAUAUAAAAAUAUUUGCAUUGGAUAGAGAUCCUAUUGCACAUCAAUAUGCAUUAAAAUUAUCAGAAAAAUAUCCUGAACAAAUAAUACCAUUAUUAGGAAGAUUUUCUGAAUUACCACAAUUGCUUUGUAAAUAUAAGGUAAAUGUAAAUAGCAUAGAUGGUUUUUUAUUUGAUUUUGGUUGUUCAUCUAUGCAACUUGAUGUUGGUGAAAGAGGAUUUUCUUUAUCAAAAAGUGGGCCUUUGGAUAUGAGAAUGGAUGGAUUUAGAUAUCCACAAGAACCUACAGCUGCUGAAGUUUUAAAAGAAAUAACAGAAGAAGAUUUAGCUUUUAUUUUAAAGAUUUAUGGUAAUGAAAAAUAUGCUAAAAAAAUUGCACGUGCCAUUAUAGAAACUCGAUAUACUUUUAGAAAUUUAAAAACUACACAAGAAUUAGCUCAGCUCAUUGAAUCUGUGAUUUCAGAAAAAAGAUUUGAUCAACUUGGUAGAUAUACUCAUUGUGCAACAAAAACAUUUCAAGCAUUAAGAAUUUUUGUAAAUAAUGAAUUAAAUGAGAUUAAUUAUGGUAUUGUUAUUGCUGGAUUUUAUUUAAAAACCAAUGGUCGUUUAAUAACAAUAUCUUUUCAUUCUUUGGAAGAUACUAUUGUUAAAAGACAUAUGUCUGCAAAUAUAACAGAAACUGUAGCUAAUAAAAUACCAUUAAAAUUUUCAGACUAUGGCAAAUAUUAUACUCUAACUGAAAUGAAAGCUUUCAAUCGAAUUCCAUGGAAAAUGUUACAUAAACAUGUAAUAACACCUACACAAGAGGAAAUAAAUAAAAAUCCAAGAUCACGUUCUGCAAAAUUACGAGCACUUGCUAAAGUGAUUUAAUUAUUAAUCAAAUUAUUAAUCAAAUUAUCAAAGUUUAUAAAUAUAAAACAUUUUUCAUCUCAAA